Molecule: messenger RNA, 2501 nt
Organism: Acanthochromis polyacanthus (spiny chromis)
Lineage: Eukaryota; Metazoa; Chordata; Actinopteri; Pomacentridae
Product: homeobox protein Dlx3b-like
Exons: 3
Coding region: 135-1112 (325 amino acids)
Biological process (GO): embryo development; regulation of transcription by RNA polymerase II; epithelial cell differentiation
Molecular function (GO): DNA-binding transcription factor activity, RNA polymerase II-specific; RNA polymerase II cis-regulatory region sequence-specific DNA binding
Source: RefSeq, a predicted model, not a curated record
CAGCCUGGCUGCUGCGUCAAGGGAGUUUGGGAACGCCAGCUCCAGACUGCGCGUGAAUUUCUGAGCACUCCUGCUUCAGAGGUCAGAGCAGACACCAGAAAGACUUUUUCUUCAAAAUAAAAAGCAACCUGAAAAUGAACGGGCAGCUUUCACCUGCCUUUGAGGAGAAGAAACCCUCCCUCCCCGUGGCUGGGAGCUCCAUCUCGGCAACCAAGGAUUCCCCGACGCUGCCGGAGUCCUCCUCCACAGACAUGGGCUUCUACAGCAGCCAGAGUGCGCUCCACGGCUCGCAGGAUUUCUACUCGGCGCAGCAGUCCUACUCCGCUCAGCACAUGAACCCGUACGCGUACCACCACUACAACCUGAACGGGAUGGGAGCCGGCGGCGCGUACCCUGUCGGAAAGGCCGAGUACCCUUACCCGCAUGCAGCGUACAGAGAGCACGGUGCGUUCAGCAGGGAGGUGCAGUCAACGCUCCAGGACGGUGUGAAAGAAGAACCAGACGUGGAAGUUCGGAUGGUCAACGGGAAGCCCAAGAAGGUGCGCAAGCCCCGGACCAUCUACUCCAGCUACCAGCUGGCCGUCCUGCAGAGGAGGUUCCAGUCGGCCCAGUACCUGGCCCUGCCGGAGAGGGCCGAGCUCGCCGCUCAGCUGGGCCUCACACAGACACAGGUCAAAAUUUGGUUCCAGAACCGUCGCUCAAAGUUCAAGAAGCUCUACAAGAACGGAGAGUUUCCACUCGGGGACAUUCCUCUUGAACACAGUCCAGAUGCCAGCGACUCCAUGGCCUGCAACUCUCCUCCAUCCCCGAGUGUGUGGGAAAACAACAGCAACAACAACGACAGCAACAACAGCAGCAGCAACAACAACAACAACAACAACGCAAACAGCAGCAGCAGCGUCAAGAAUACUGCGAUGCUGGAUCCUACCAGCAGGGGGCAGGCUCCCUAUCCGCCUCCAGUGGAGUCCUCGCCCGCCUUCAUGGGGGAGUACACGCACCAGAACUGGUACGAGCAGCAGGGUGUGCAUUUAGGCCUGCCGCAGUCGAGCCAGACGCACCAUGCAACGCCGAGCGCACCGUCGGCCACACAGAGCAUGGGAGCCGUCUACUGAUGACAAACACGGGACUCUCCGCGGCGUUUCCACCGGAGCCCUGAGCUCUAACUCCAGGUGAUGAUUCGGAGCUCUGCUGUGACCAGAAACACCUGACAGAGAUCAUCAGACACGAGUCAUGACUGUAAAAAACCUGACACACAUGUUGUAAAACAGGCUGCAGAUGUGGAUUGAAAACAAAUGUCGUCCUCAGUUACCCUCGCUGCUCCCAAGUUGAACUCAUAACUACGCAGAGGUGACUGAAGUGGGUUUUUCCACUGCUGAGACUGAUAAUGAUACUUUUAUGUGAAAUCACUGAUAACAGAUGAUAUUUUGUAUAUUUAAUGUUUGAAUUCUGACCGUAUUUAUUCCAAAAAAACAUAGAAUUAUUUAGUUCUUCUUUUAAAAUGUUCACUAAAAGCGCCUCUGACAUGAAAACUGAAUACUACUGAAAGUCUCCCGCCAACGUUAGCAGUGCAAAACGUUAGAAGACAUCAGCCCAACGGAGGAGACAGAUUCUGUAGUCUUGCAGUAGAAGUUACAAAAUACGUAUCCAUAUUUAUUUAAUUCAAAUUCAAGUUCCACUGAGGAAAGGAGGACAGUUGCCUGUUUUGGAGGUUUGAUGCCGGAUUAAGCCACUGUUUAGCUAUUUAUGUUGCACAGAUAAAACAAAGUGCUUUCAACCAAAGAAUUUAGACUAAUAUUACAAAUUUACUCAACUAAUAGAGUUCUGCUAGGUUCUUCUGGUUAAGACCCUACAAUGUUAAAGAUUCUGUAGUCUUGCAGUAGAAUUUAAAAAAUACAUAUCCAUUUUUAGUUAAUUAAAAUUCACUUUCCACUGGGGAAGAACGCUGAGCAACACUAGCAAACAGGUGGUUUUAGUUUUCUUUUAGUAGCAGCUGGAGCAGGUAAAAGUAGAAUUGUUUGUGCAAGAGAACAGAUCAAGGUUGUAUUCUUGGCUUAGAGGUAAGGCUGGGAUUAGAAAUGGAAUUUAUAAACUUUGGAUGGAGCCACGCUGGCUGUGUUUCCCUGCUUGCAGUCUUUGUGCUAAGCUAAGCUAAGCAAAGCUAAAUGGUGUUCAAACCUUUCACAAAAAUCCUCCCAUCUUUGCUUUUGGUCACAUUAGCUGCUACUAGCAUAAACGCCUGCCAAACUGUUAGUAGUUUAGUUGCAUUAUGGGUAAUGUAGUCGAAUGCAAGGAGUGAAAAGGACAAAUCUCAUGUUCUGCAGCAUUACAGCAUAAUUUUAAACAUUUUUCUUAAUGGAACAAACUCUGUUAUAGGUAUGCAAUGCUGAAACUAUUGAUAACUGGAGACUUUUAUAUAGAAAACUGCAUUUAAGUUAAAUUUCAAAACAUGCAACUGACAAGUCAGUGAUGUCAGAAUUCUUCCUAAUGUCUGCAUUCGAAGC